AGGUAACUAUCAACGGCAAUCGAUUCCGACGAGCGCGGUUGCAGUAAUGCGCAUUUCUGACAGGUUUGCCAGCUAAAAGUUCGUAACUGCAAGUCCAUCGAGAAACAAUUGGUCAGCGAUCCUAGCGCAGAUUUGAUUAUCGCAUGACUGGUGUAAUACGUGUCUGUUGAUUUUAUCGAGUGUUAUUUAUAUUUUCAUUACGUUGCCCAAUGUUGCGCCGAGGGCAAAAACACUUGUAAAGUUUUGUUUUUCAAUUCCGCGGCGAUUGCGUUUCAUGAACUAAAAGUGGGCGCGCUUGGAAUUGCAGUGUGUCUAGUAUAUCUUCUCACUCUCGUUCCCUUUAUAAUAUAGUAUUUUAUCAAUUUACCCGUCUGUAUGGGAGGCAUCAAUUCACGUGGUAUGGAUUUCGACCAGGACCCAGGCCUUGCUGCGGUUUUGCAAUACUUAAUACGAAGCGGGCAGGUACACAUUGUAUCCUCGGACCAUGAAGAUUCAGACGAGGAAUAUGCUGCGAAUUCGCAGCCUCCACGUAUUACUUCUCCACCAAACACAUCAAGACUUGAUAGAAGUGAAAUAAGCCUGGCGACCAAACAAGCAUGUGGUCUUGUUGAGAAUCGCAGUGGACCCACAAAUGUAUCAGUAACCUCCAUGAUCCAGAAGCGAGCUCUUGGUCCUGGUUUCAGUGCAGGCCAGAAAUGCAGAAUAACCAGCAGUUUUUUGCCGAAUAAGAUGUAUCAAGUAGCAAAAUAUAACAGUAAAGCAUUCUGUGGUUCCUAUUCUAAAGAUGGAAGAUUCUUUCUCACUGCCAGUCAAGACAGAUGUUUACGCCUGUAUCACACGCAUAACGGAAAUUUUCUGGAGUUUAAAAAGAUCUCAGCUCGUGACGUUGGAUGGAGUAUUUUAGACACUGCGUUCAGUCCAGACGGCAAUUACAUUGUUUAUUCCAGUUGGUCAGAAUGUCUGUAUCUGUGUCCUGUUUACGGGGACUCCAGCAAUCAAGAGUCGUUGUCGCUGUGUCCGGAAGAUCGAAGAUUUUGUAUAUUCUCUUUAGUCUUCUCAAGCGACGGUCGUGAAAUUCUCGGUGGUGCUAACGAUGGCUUUCUUUAUGUAUACGAUCGCGAAUGUCAUCAGCGUGCUCUCAGGAUUGAGGGUCACGAUGACGAUGUAAAUACAGUUGCCUUCGCCGAUAAUACAUCACAAAUUUUGUACAGUGCAGGAGAUGAUGGAUUGUGCAAGGUUUGGGACAGACGAACUUUAAGUGAAACUGAUCCACAUCCAGUGGGUGUUCUUGCGGGACAUAUGGACGGUAUUACGUAUAUUGAUCCACGAGGAGAUGGGAGACAUUUAGUGACUAAUAGUAAAGAUCAGACUAUUAAAUUAUGGGACGUUCGAGCCUUUUCGGAUGAGAAUGCUGAGCAAAAUACUCGUAAAGCCGUAACAAAUCAGAAUUGGGAUUAUAGAUGGCAACGCGUACCUAAACGCUUACACAGAGCAAGAAAUAUGCUUGAGGGUGACACGAGUAUCAUGACCUACCGCGGCCAUUCUGUUCUGCAAACUUUAAUUCGGUGUCACUUUUCUCCUGCCGCCACAACUGGGCAGCGAUACAUAUAUACGGGAUGUGCAUCUGGACGGGUGAUAAUCUAUGACGUUCUGACCGGAAGGAUAGUAAGUUCGUUAAGCGGCCACAGAGGAUGCGUAAGGGAUGUUAGUUGGCAUCCGUUCCGUCAAGAAAUUGUCUCCACGUCGUGGGAUGGUGCCAUAGCCAGCUGGCGAUACGCAGGUAAGAGUUCCAUGGAUAACUCCGAUUCCGAAGAGGAAAGCGACACGGAAUCUCCACCGCGCACAUUACGUCGUAGCCAGAGAAUAGCGGCUCAGAGAGCAAAGCACACGGCAGCUUGCACAUUGAUAGACAUACACAAUUAAAGCAAAACGGUGUGCAGAGACAGUCACAGUUGAUUAAGGUCUCUUGGAACAGUGCAAAUUGGUUCUGUCCCCCAUGAAGAGGUCGCUAACGAUGUUCUCUCAUCGAGUUUACUAACCAGAUCCCAAAAUCCGCAAGAGUAUAGGAUCACAUGCAAGACUGAAACGAACGUUUUUGUUGUGUUUAAAGAUCAGUGUUAAUAAGGCAGCCCAAUUUUACUUUAUGAAGAAUUACAUAUUUUCCGAAGAAAAAUAUGACAAAAAAGAAGAUGAAAUGACAUUAAAAUUCUGGGGAAUCGUAUUCUCUUUCUUUUUUUUUUUGUUUUACGAAGAGAGCGAGAUUUCCAAUAUCAAUCAUAAUCGAAUGUUUUCAUGACAAAGUAUGCGUUCGAACCCAAAUGUCAUCAAAUGGAUAUUUUUAACUACGCAUACAAGAGAUUCUUCACGUUCCUUCGACUUUAUCAUUUAUUUGUUACAUUUUUCUAUUUUUCAACCUCCCUUAAUUAACUUACUUAUUCACUGAAUUAUAACAUCGACCAUUAAGACGAUCACGUUUAAUAUAAAAAUUACAUGGAAAGAGCAGUAAAAGUGCAGCAAGUACUUUAAAACGUGAAAAUUCAUAAAUCCUGAUUUUUUCAGGGAGUCUUUAAAAAAAAUUCAACAUGACAAAAUCUCUAUAACUGAGAAUCAUUUGCGGAUCGAACGUGUGCUUAUGUCUCUUAUCUUGAACAUUUUCUAUUUGUUGCUUCCACUUAAUUUUUUGUUUCUUUUUCGUUUUAAUCUUUUUCUCUUUUUCUUAUAAGCGAGCCACGCGCCGAACGUUCAUCCAUGGCCGCCUACUCGCAACGCGAUAAUACCCAUUAACGUAAUGGACUCUCUAUUUUUAUCGGAUUACAAAAAAAGAGUAUAACAAGCGAGUACACGGCCCUAGCGUGAUUAGGAUGAAUUAGAUGGCUCGAAUUCAAAAUCUACGUCUUGUUGUAAUGUGACGAAGCAGUGUAAAUUUUGCGAUACCUCACACCGAGAUGUAACAUAUUAUUGUUGGCUUAAUAAAACAAAAAGAAUCCACGAGCAAUUCGAAUCGUUAAUGUUUCUCGUCGUCUCGUGUAUCCUUCGUUCUCAUCAGCGGCACUAUUUGCAUAUUGUUCUCAUAAACUUUUAAUUAUAAUUAAUUAAUACCAUUAUAAUUUAAAUCCACCAAAUUCAUCACUCAUCCUUGAAUCUUCGUUCUGUCCAAUAACAGUAGGAAUCGAAGUUAGAUUCUGUAAAAAGUUAAAUUACAUAUUGUGUUUUAAAAAAUAUCAAAUAUCGAGCGACUCUACGCCAGCAUGUAUACGUGUAUGUAGAAUCAAUGCAACAUACAAGUUAAAAAAAGAAUAAAAUGCGCGAACGAAAAACUUUCAAACAUAUCGUAAAUUUGGCCAUUUUUUGACUAACAAUACAAUUUUGACCUGCAGCAGGAUUGAUCGUUGUAAAGCCAAUUUUAUAUUGCGCUUAUAAAAUAAUAUCAAGUUCACUCGAUAACAAGAUGGUCACUCUAUUGCUAUUCUCAUAGUGAUUUAUCUCUGGUCAAAAUUGAUCCAUACCAUAUGUUUAGUCCCAUAGCAACGAACAUAUGGGAGUGUUUAUGUUCCAAUUUUUGGCCUCUGUAUUAUCAAUACUCUUCUCCCUUGAAAUGACGCAAAUGAGAAACAACAAUAUAAGAAUGUAAAUAUAAUUGACAGCUGCCUAAUACGCAACCUCUAUACUAUAUGUACGAUAUCUUUUCUAAUCAUCUUUAAAUUGCUUUUGUGACAUUGCCAAUGAAAAUUAUUGUACCAAUUAGAUAUAAUUACGUACGUUUUAUCGUUAAUAAUACGUCGUUAUGUUUAAAACAAAAUUUUAAUUUUGAAUAACAUGAAAAUCAACAGUAUCAAACCAUAUUGUAUCCGCUGUCCAUAAUAAGAUUUCUAUGAAUUAUACACUGUAAGCCAGACGGGUGAUGGAAUGUACAUUAUUUGCAAUAUAAUUAUAUCACACAGACUAUCCGAUGAAACAUGUAGUACACGUUCACGGAAUACUGUAACGGACGAAGGAAGAAAAAAGUUCGUCUUUAAGAAGUCAUAUGGCUGUGAUAUAUCAAGAGAUAUACCAAUUUAUAUUGCAUAGCGAUUCCUAACGACACGCAUUAUGUAUCCGGUAAUUAGAAGACUAGAAUCAUAUAUUCCAUAGGUGUCUACGAGAGUCUUUAGUCGCGUCGAGUACAAUGGUAUUGUAAAAUAUUUUAAAUUAGCUUCUAUCCUAUGUAUUAUGUGUAUACAAAAGAUAUUUUUAAAAACCGGUGUUAAGCCGUUUACCAAGCGCGUUGAUGAAAUAAUGGCGUAGAUGACGUAUGCGGUUAAGAAAAAUUAAAAAAAAAAGUGAACAACAUACUAAAAAUUUGAAAAAUUUUCGCGCCACUUUUUUAAAAGUAUUCUCAAGCGAAUCCUAUUAACAUUGAGAUUCCGUAAAUAGUAAUGAUGAUAAUAAUAAAUAUUGGGACACUACGACGAUAAAGGUAAUAGGUGAAUAAUUGAAGCUUUGUAAGAUAUAAAGGAGGCUUAAGGUUAUGUUUAGUCAUAAUAAUACGAAUUAGGUAAUAUUUAAUAUUAUUUCUAUCAUAUAUCUAUACGACAUAACGAGAUAUCGAUUCUCAAAGUGAAAUUGCACAAGAUGGAAUAAAUAAAGAGAAAGGCAAAAUUGUA
This is a messenger RNA of Cephus cinctus (wheat stem sawfly), 4643 nucleotides long. RefSeq names its product DDB1- and CUL4-associated factor 11. Gene Ontology annotation, cellular component: Cul4-RING E3 ubiquitin ligase complex. The coding region runs from base 376 to 1923 and encodes 515 amino acids. The transcript has 10 exons. The record is from RefSeq and is a predicted model, not a curated record. Gene Ontology annotation, biological process: proteasome-mediated ubiquitin-dependent protein catabolic process. NCBI's taxonomy places the organism in Eukaryota, Metazoa, Arthropoda, Insecta, Hymenoptera, Cephidae. Gene Ontology annotation, molecular function: protein binding.